Molecule: messenger RNA, 3905 nt
Organism: Oreochromis aureus
Lineage: Eukaryota; Metazoa; Chordata; Actinopteri; Cichliformes; Cichlidae
Exons: 17
Coding region: 107-3139 (1010 amino acids)
Source: RefSeq, a predicted model, not a curated record
UUAAGUCAACCGUGAAAACUUCCUUAUUGCUACUUUAGAAGAGAUCAUGCAUUCUACAUACCCUAACUGGAUCCUCUAAGAAAUCAAGCUUUAGUUCUAUGUGAUAAUGAAAGGUCACAGCUUUGGGUGGUUGAUUUUGCUGUUUCUAAUACAAAGGUUUUCUUGUGAAACUCAUCCUAAAAAUCCCUUCAAAUUACAAGACUCUAACUUGACAGCUACAGAGGGGUCCUGCAUUGAAAUCAAAUGCCAAGUCUUAAAAUCUGUCACUGAUGCUCAGGCAUCCUGGUUUUGGAUGAAGGAUGCAGUUUGGAUAAAUGGGAGUUUUAGUGCCACUACUAUUUUCAGUUCUUCUGAGUCAAAACAUCCUGUCAAUGCACACUUUGCAAAAAGGGUGAAAUAUGUCGGCUCUUUAUCUACAAGUUGGAAAAAUGCUCCUUCCCAAUGGUGUAGUAUAUUGAUUGACGACCUGAAUAAAACUGACACUGGAAACUAUUCUUUUAGAUAUGUAGGAACAUCUCAAAAUGAUAUUUGGACUACUCAACCAUUUAUGAACCUCACAGUCACAGAAAAUCCAUGUCUGCUCACUUUUGAGGAACCAAAAAAUGUGACUGAAAAUGGCAAUGUAACACUUACAUGCUCCACAUUAAGCUCCUGUACUUCAGGCCUAAAAAUUGAAGGUCCUUCGGCAUCACUUUCCCAAAGCAAAUCAGAGAACCCUAAAAAGACCACACUGAGUUUUAAAGUCACUUGGGAGGAUGAUGGGCAUAUGUUUUCAUGCCAAACAGAGAACAAUACAGAUCCAUGUUUGAUUCGGAGUAUCAGCCUCACUGUAGGAUAUGCUCCCAAAGACAUGUCUACAACUAUAAGCUCUAACGUUGUAAAGGAAGGAACGUCUGUCAGUUUCACUUGCUCUGCUAAAGGCCAACCUGAGCCCACUUUUAAAUGGACUAAAGAUGGUCAAGAUCUUGACUCAAAUGCCAAUUGGAUGAUCUCAUCAAUUAAUGCAUCACAGAGUGGAUCAUAUACCUGUAAAGCUGAAAACAAACAUGGGAGUAAAGAAUCAGUGGUGACUGUCAUGGUUAUUUAUGCCCCUGAUGUUGACAUAGAGAUUUCACAGGAGUCCAAAAGAAGUCCAAAAACGAUUAUACAAGGAGAUAAAGUCACUUUUACAUGUUCUGUUAAGAGAAGCUACCCAAAACCAGACUCUUUUACUUGGCAGAAAGACAAAACACAUAUUGAUUCAAAACAGAUAACUGUUGUUGAAAACAUACAGCCAGAAGACAGCGGUAAUUACACAUGUAGUGCCCAGAACACUGUGGGCUCUGGAUCAAAAUCUCUUCAACUUACAGUAGAAUACAAACCAAGGAAAACCAACAUUUCUAUCCAUCACACAAGUGUGAAAAUUAAUACAGCCGCCACAUUCACUUGUUUAACUGAUGCAAAUCCAGCCCCUUCAAGAUAUUCCUGGUUUCAUUAUAAGCAGACUGACCUCUCCCAGAAGAAGAUGCUCAUGGUUUUCAAAGAAACUCUUCCCUUAGAAAAAGUAAAAAGAGCAGAUGAAGGAUGUUAUAUAUGCAACGCGAGCAACAGCAUUGACACAGGGGACACUAGUAAGCCCGUGUGCAUACAAGUAUUGUUUCCUCCCAAUAAUACCCAUCUGUACAUGACUGAGUUGGUCACUGAAGGCGAGCCUGUCGAAGUCAACUGCACUGCUGAAAGUUUCCCAUUGCCAACUUUCACCCUGGCAAGAUAUUCUAAAUCAAAUUCUCAGAGUUUACCUUUAAACAACUCCUCCUACAAAUUUAAGGCAACUUCAACAGACGCAGGCUUUUACACCUGCAAUGCCUCAAACAGCGAAGGAAACCAGUGGAGCUCAAAAAAGCAACUGGUGGUGAGAUAUAGCCCCAAAGAGGUGAAAAUAAAAGCUCAUCCUGAUCUUAUUGUAAAAGAGAAUGAGUCAUUAACACUGGAUUGCAGUGCCAACUCGUACCCAUCAGUAAGCUCCUUCACCUGGAUGAAGAUGAUCGAUGGGACGACGGAAACCACCAUAAGCACUAGGACACAGCUCAUUGUGAAUUCUACCAGUGUCUCUGACAGCGGGAAGUACCACUGUACGGCCAUAAAUGAAAUUGGAACUGGAAAAUCAGAGCAAGUUGAAGUUAAAGUUAAGCAUGGUCCAAAAUUCACAAAGAUUGAAAAAGUAAAGGAAGAAACGAUUAAUGAUGUGACAACAGUGACCCUGAGGUGCAUCAGUCAGUGCUAUCCUGAAGUCACACAAUAUUCAUGGUACCAGAGGAUAAACAAAAAAGAGAGCAAAAAUGUAGCAAACGAGAAGUAUAUUUCAGUAAGAUCAGACCAGCCUGGGGAGUACUACUGCGUCGCAAAAAACGAGAUUGGUGAAAGAUCAUCUGAGCCAAUCAAGCUAUUUGACGACACAGUUAUGAAGAUUGUGGAGGCCUGCUCGCUUUGUCUUAUUUUUCUAAUUGUAUGCAUACUCAUCUUUUUGUACAGACGCAGAAGGAACAAUUUAAUUCAACAAAGAACUACAAAUGUGUGGUCCUGGAGUAGUUUUCUGGGUUCCUGGAAUGGAGUCAGCAGGAGCAGCGGGAAUCAGAGUGGUUUGGCCGAGCCGUUCAGGAGCAGAGAUGACCUCUUGCUAGACCAGUCAUGUCAACCAAAUGCCCAACGACCCCAGCGUCAUCCAGACAGCACGACUGCAUCCAACGUGAACACUGUUUACUCUGCUGUGAAUCUGCCCAAAAGCAAACAGGCUGCCUCUGCACAAAACCCAAUCAAAGGUGGAAACAUGGGAAAUGAUUCUCUCAACUACGCUUCUGUGUUCUUUGUGAACAGAAAAAAUGAUCCAGAAGAGGAUGCUGAGUACUCUGUGGUGUCAAAGCCAAAGAAGUCAAAAGUGACAGAACAAGAAGGGCAGGAGGACUAUGAGAACAUCGGCGAAGAACUUCCACCCAAACCUCCAUAUACAUAUAACUUUGACUCAGACACAGAUACCAGUGAAGAUGAAGUAGAGGUCAACUAUGCUCAUGUGAACUUUAAACCAAAGUCUGGCCACCAGCGAGCAAAGAAAGACUCCAACAGCAGUGAAGAUGAAACUCAGUACUCUCAGGUCAAAAUUUGACUAAAAAUGCUUUGAUCCUAUUCAGACAUCUCUGCCAGUUUGUGCCAUGGAUGUUCUGAAAUAUAUUUGCCAGGCUAACUAUACUGAACAAGGCUUUCAUCACUUGAGUGUUUCUUUUUUCCUUCCUGGGAUAUAAUUUUAGCUUUCCUUUAUGUAUAGUAAUAAGUCCCCACAAGUACACAAACCCAUCUUUUUAUCACAGAUGUAAGACUGUUGGGGAAGUGUAUAUGGAUAAGUUAUAAAAUGAAAUGACUGCUGUUGUAAAAUUGUGCUCCCAUCCUCCUGCUGAGUUUUUUAAUGUAUAUAUCUGUACUUUACUGUAUGCAUAGUUCAAUUUCAUAACCUGCUUUGACACAAGCUGUUGUUUGAUGGCAAACUUGACUGCAGGGUCAGUUACUUGUGUCUUUUAAUCACAUAAUAAUUACGCAUUACAAAGUUGUCAAUAAAAAUAAGUGCCUAACAAGUUUUAGGUUGUACCUGCUUCUUACACACUGAACAAAGGGUUUUUUUCAGAAUUACACAAAGGUUAGUCAUAAGCAUAUAGUUAAAGAUUCAACCUCAGCAUACAGAUAUGUCUUUUUUCUGUCACGCAAUUUUUACUAGUAAGACAGGAGAAGAAUUUACAGACGAGGAUCAAAACCAGGGCUGGAGGGAAUGUCCAAACUCCUGAGCUUCUGCUGUCAAUUCCUCUAAAGCUAAGUGACCACUUUUUCAUUAACCCUUCCUAUAAGUCCCUUAGCAUCUUUCUCUUGUCCCAAAUGAGCAU